UGACAGCGCGAGGACUACAAAGCCCUGAAUGCACCCCGGCGCAAUAGGAAUCUCUAUAAGUAAUGCUGCCUGCAACUCUGGCUCAGUGGCGCAGAGAAGCCUGGAGAAACGCGAUCAGAUAGAAGAAUGAGCCAGAAUGGAGUGGAGGCGGCAGCGGCGGCCACAGACAUGGACCAGUUUGUGGGGUUCUUCCCCCAAGUUGUGAAGGAUCUGACGGAAGAUGACCUCCACAACGCGGAGGUGUCUGAUGUUGUCGCCAGGCUGAAGCAGGUCGUGGAAUACAAUGCCGUCGGGGGGAAAUAUAACCGGGGCCUGACGGUGGUAGCUGCUUUUCGGGAGCUGGCUGCGCCAGAGCAACAGGAUCCGAAAAGCUUCCAACGUGCUCUAGCUGUUGGAUGGUGCAUUGAACUGCUGCAGGCCUUUCUCCUGGUGGCAGACGACAUCAUGGACUAUUCGGAGACCCGCCGGGGCCAUCCCUGUUGGUACAAAAAGGAAGAAAUUGGCCUGGAUGCCGUGAACGACGCUUUCUUGCUUGAGUCCCUCAUCUACCGCUUGCUGAAGCGAUACUGCCGGGGUCAGCCGUACUACCUGAACUUGCUGGAGCUGUUUCUCCAGACAUCAUACCAGACUGAACUGGGGCAAGCCCUGGAUCUUAUCACUGCUCCCCCAUCCAAGGUGGAUCUGAACCGCUUCACAGAACAGAGUGUGUUGCAUAUUUAUGAUUCAAAGCUGGAAACCUUUCAAGUCAUGACUGGCUCUAACCUUGAACUGCGGAUGCCCUUCUCUGGCAGGUACAAAACGAUUGUCAAAUACAAGACGGCCUUCUACUCAUUCUACCUCCCAGUGGCGGCUGCAAUGUACAUGGCUGGCAUAGACAGUGAAGAGGAACAUGCUCAUGCGAGGACCAUCCUAUUACAGAUGGGGGAGUUCUUCCAGAUCCAGGAUGAUUUCCUUGACUGCUUUGGUGACCCUGAAAUGACCGGGAAGAUCGGAACGGACAUCCAGGAUAACAAAUGCAGCUGGUUGGUGGUGCAGUGCUUGAAACGAGCCUCUGCAGAACAGAGACAACUUCUAGAGGAGAACUAUGGACAAAAGGAUCUGGACAAAGUUGCACAUGUGAAACAGCUCUAUGAGGAGUUGGGCCUGAAGAAAAUCUACCAGGACUAUGAGGAGAGCAGCUACCAGUGCUUAUCGGGCCUUAUUUCCCAGCAUGCUGUACGUCUGCCCAGCCAGAUCUUCCUUGGCCUGGCCCAGAAGAUCUACAAGAGGCAGAAAUGACAGACUCGGCUAUCAAGAAGGAAACCAGCGUAUAAAUACUUGUCACGUGUGUUUGUGUGGGAGGGUGGGUUUUCCCCAUUUUUCCCGCCAUUGAUUAGUAGAACUGCUUUAAAACCUGUUUUUGAAACCUAGUUCAGUCAUCUCUUAACUCCCUGACACAGGGAGUGGUGGUUUGAAGGGACCUAAAGGCUAAGGCACACUCAGUGGCGUAGCGUGGGGGGUG
This is a messenger RNA of Podarcis raffonei (Aeolian wall lizard), 1501 nucleotides long. It is a transcript of the gene FDPS, whose product is annotated as farnesyl diphosphate synthase. The transcript is spliced from 10 exons. Gene Ontology annotation, cellular component: cytoplasm. Lineage: Eukaryota; Metazoa; Chordata; Lepidosauria; Squamata; Lacertidae. Gene Ontology annotation, molecular function: dimethylallyltranstransferase activity; (2E,6E)-farnesyl diphosphate synthase activity. Bases 127 to 1278 code for a protein of 383 amino acids. Gene Ontology annotation, biological process: trans, trans-farnesyl diphosphate biosynthetic process. The record is from RefSeq and is a predicted model, not a curated record.